UUUGAUUGGUAACAUGAUACUAUCUUGUGAAAGAAAAUCAUCAACAAACCUCUUCUUUUCACUUUCCUCUUGAAAAUAAUUACUUAGCAUUUAGAAGUUGUAUUCAAAAAUCAAAAUAAUUUGUUAUCUCUUUUCCAACAAAAAUACCCAAUUUGUAAACCCACCACCAAUUAAUUGUUUAUAGAGAUUUUCGAGAUGGCCGACCACUUGUGAGAGUGUAGAGUACUUUUUUCUUUUAUAUUUUAUCUUUUACUAUAUAUUCUAAGUGAAACUCUUCUUUCUCACUUUUGUACCUUACUUCAGAUCUAAUCUCUCUUUCUUCACAUUAAAUCUCACCGCCGAUUAAGGAUGAUGGCCAGAACAGCUGUUGUUUCUGCAAUUGAUCUCAUUCAUCCAAGAGGAUUUCUCAAUCGAUGGUCGCAGCAUAAAUCGGGUAUUCUCUCUCCUCUGUUCUCUCUCUUCUCUUCCGAUGCUUUUCAACCUAAGCGGUCUAGAAUCGAUUUCAGUUGUGUUAAAGAAUUAAAUGAUUGUAUUGAAUUAUUUCAUAAAAUGAAGAGUAUGCGGCCGGAGCCUUCUGUUCACCUCUACACCAAACUCAUGAGUGUUAGUGUAAAGAUUGAACAGUAUUAUUUUGCCCUUGAUGUGUUCGAUGAAAUGCUUAGGAUGAGUGUCUCGGUUGAUAUUUACACAAUGAGUAUUGCUGUCAACUGUUGUUGUCUCUUGAAAGAUAUAUAUUCUGCUUUUUCUAUAAUGGGAUUCUUUCUAAAGAGAGGUUACGAACCAAAUGUCGUGACUUUCGGCACUCUCAUAAAAGGGUUAUUCUUAGUUAAUAAGGAGGCUGAAGCCGUGAAACUGUUCGAAAAGAUUUUGGAUUUAAAACUUUGCGAGCCAAAUGGUGUUAUGAUUCUGCACGUGAUUGAUGGGCUGUGCAAAACUGGACAGGUCAUUGAAGCCCAUGAUUGGCUUCAUAGAUUAGAAAGUAGUGGGUGGAGCCCCAACGUUUACGCUUAUACUGCACUAAUUGAUGGAUUUUGCAAGGGUGGAAUGGUGGACAAUGCCUUCAAGGUUCUAUCAAAAAUGGUUGGGAAUGGUAUUUUACCUAAUGUUGUCACUUAUAGUUCCAUUAUUAAUGCAUACUGUAAGGAAGAAAAGAUGGAAGAGGCUGAGAAUAUAUUGGAAAUUAUGAUGCAAAAAAAUAUUUGUCCCGAUGUCUUUACUUAUUCUUCGCUUAUUGAAGGGCUGUGCCUGAAGGGUGAAAUCGAAAGAGCGAAACAGUUACUUGAUUCCAUGGUAGAGAGGGGCCUUAAACCCGAUAUUGUUAACUAUAAUACCUUGCUAAACGGAUAUUGCAAGAAGGGAAGCAUGGAUGAAGCUUGGCUUAUUUUUCUUGAAAUUCCCAGUAAAGGUCUCGAGCAUAAUGUGCACACUUAUAAUACAUUAUUGGAUGGGUUGUUCAAGCGUGGGAUGGUUGAUGAAGCUCUGCUUCUGCUGUCCGAGAUGGUGGAGAAGGGCAUCUCGCCUAAUGUUGUCACAUGCAACAUAUUGAUAGAUGGAUAUUGCUCGCAUGGCGAGAUGGUUAGAGCUAGAGAGCUCUUCAAUUCUAUGGCAAAGAUGGGGAUCAAGCCCAAUAUAUUCACCUACGAUAUCUUGAUUAAGGGAUACUGCAAGGCGGUAAACCUUGAUGAAGCGUGGCGUUUCUUCGAUGAAAUCUUGCGUGUAGGUCUGAAACACUCGACUAUGUCAUACAACACAAUGAUGCACGGGCUAAUACGCCAAAGUAGUUUUUCAGACGGGUUGAAGCUUUUCCACGAUAUGGAAGCUCAGAAUCUACAUCCAAAUCUCUACACCUACAAUAUCUUGUUGGAUGGCUUGUGUCGGAUACGUCGGCUUGAUGAGGUGUUUGCGGUUUUGAUGGUGAUGGAGGCGAGAGGCGUGAAACCUGAUAUCGUAUCGUAUGGUGUUCUGAUCAACAGCUUAUGCAAGGGCGGAAGACUUGAUGAUGCUACGAGGCUCUUCAACCAUCUCCCUUCCAAGGGCUUGAAACCUAGCGCACAUACCUACAACAUGAUGCUCGACUCCCUCUACCAUGAAGGGCGCGAAGGGGAGGCGAGGAUGUUGAUGGUGGAGAUGGAGAGGAGCGGCUGCGCGCCUAAUUUCGUGACGUUCAAUAUUAUUGUGUGGAAUCUGGUGAAGAGCAAAACAGUGCAUGUGGCGAUUCCUUUCUUGGAGGAGAUGUGCAGGAGAGGAUUUGAUGUGAAUUCGCAGAUCAUUUCUGCUUUGCUUCAGGAACUUAGAAGAGGAGAAGGGAAAGAUGAGAAAUUGCAAGAGAUUCUUAAGAAAGUUUGUGCUCAAAAUCGACAAGUGAAUGUUCUAUUUUGAGGAUAAUUUAUCACGUGGGAUUUUCACUUGUCAAGAAGUGAUUCAUAGAAUGCUAAGAGUGAUAUAUACUUGAAGGGAGUUCCACCAUCGGGUGGUCUUGCUGCACUGUGUCUUGUGCUAGUAUGGAACCAUCUGCUUUGAGUUUCUCGUCUUGUUGUUAUUUUGCAAGCAUUUGCAUGUGGUGAAUUAACUCCGUGUUGUCUGAUUUUGCUGUUUUCCAUCAGCCAUUUCCACUACUUGGAAGAGUAGCCUUUUGAUUUUCACAUUUGCUAGAAUUGCAUUUUAUUGUGGAACGACUUUAGUCCUUGAUUGCACAAGAAGAUCAUACAUUCAACUCUCUGAUCAUCUCUAGAUUCAUCUUGAGGGCCAGAGACGAGACGAGACGAGGAGGAAGAAGGAGAAUGUUUUAUUUUAAAGAAUUGGUGAUGAUGGAAGGUUGGAUUUGGAAGGGGUUUUAUAUGCAUGCUUUCUAAGUGAGUGAAAGUGAUAAAUGCAUAUUCAAAUUUUCUUUUCAUUUUCCUAAAAAAAGAGUCCAUGUACUUGACUACUUUCAUUAUUUGGUAGCAGAAGAACUGGAUUUUGCUAGAUUCAUGUGCUCUCUGUGAUUAAGUUGGACCAUUUUUAAUUAAUGUGAA
This is a messenger RNA of Salvia miltiorrhiza (redroot sage), 3014 nucleotides long. RefSeq names its product pentatricopeptide repeat-containing protein At1g06580-like. Lineage: Eukaryota; Viridiplantae; Streptophyta; Magnoliopsida; Lamiales; Lamiaceae. The transcript is spliced from 2 exons. The record is from RefSeq and is a predicted model, not a curated record. Bases 349 to 2379 code for a protein of 676 amino acids. Gene Ontology annotation, molecular function: protein binding.